Macrosteles quadrilineatus (aster leafhopper) is the source of this 3201-nucleotide messenger RNA. RefSeq names its product poly(rC)-binding protein 3-like. The transcript is spliced from 11 exons. Gene Ontology annotation, biological process: regulation of gene expression; regulation of RNA metabolic process. The coding region runs from base 167 to 1492 and encodes 441 amino acids. Gene Ontology annotation, molecular function: mRNA binding. The record is from RefSeq and is a predicted model, not a curated record. Lineage: Eukaryota; Metazoa; Arthropoda; Insecta; Hemiptera; Cicadellidae. Gene Ontology annotation, cellular component: nucleus; cytoplasm.
UUUAUUCUCAAUUCUGUAAGAAUUUCCACCAUCUUGGAUUUUUAUUGUGCGUGCAUUGUGCAACUAAAACUAAUUAAUUACUACAAAACUAAGUUUCAUACCGGUCGUGUAUCGUACGUAUUACUCUUUCAGAAUUUUAGCAUCGACGUGGUUAUAAUCUGUCAUUAUGGACGCCACCAAUGGCAAUGACGACAAUGUUACACUUACAAUCCGACUCAUCAUGCAGGGAAAGGAGGUCGGGAGCAUUAUUGGCAAAAAGGGAGAGAUUGUGAAACGGUUCAGAGAAGAGUCUGGAGCCAGAAUCAACAUAUCAGACGGAUCAUGUCCUGAGCGCAUUGUCACCGUCACUGGACAGACAAACGCCAUCUUCAAAGCCUUUCAACUCAUCUGUAAGAAACUGGAAGAGUUUCAGGAGCUGCACGGGAUGGGUGGAGGAGGUGGAGUGAGUCGUCCACCAAUCACAUUGCGGCUCAUCGUACCUGCCUCGCAAUGUGGCUCUCUCAUCGGCAAGGGCGGUUCCAAGAUAAAGGAGAUCAGGGAGAUCACCAGUGCCAACAUCCUAGUUGCAUCUGACAUGUUGCCCAACAGCACAGAGAGAGCGGUCACCAUCACCGGCACCAGCGACGCCAUCACUCAGUGUAUCUUCCACAUCUGCUGUGUCAUGCUCGAGAGUCCGCCUAAAGGAGCGACCAUCCCGUAUCGCCCCAAACCCCCCAUGUCUGGCCCCGUAAUACUGGCUGGUGGACAGGCAUACACCAUACAAGGCAACUACGCUGUGCCUGCCAAUGGAGAGGCUGGGGCUGGUCCGUUGGCCGGAUUGGCAGCACUUGGUCUUGGUGGACUCAACUCAAGUGGCGGCGGAUUAAAUCCUGCAGCAGCCUUAGCUGCACUGGCUGGGAGUCAGCUGAGAACUAACAACCAGAAGAACAACACACAAAACAACACAAACCAGCAGACUCAUGAGAUGACUGUGCCUAAUGAUUUGAUUGGCUGCAUCAUUGGCAAGGGAGGCACCAAGAUUGCGGAGAUCAGACAGAUCAGUGGAGCUAUGAUCAGGAUAAGUAACUGUGAGGAGACCAGGGAGGGAGGUUCUACAGACAGAACCAUCACUAUCACUGGCAACCCUGAUGCCGUCGCGCUAGCACAGUAUCUCAUCAAUAUGAGUGUGGAGCUUCAAAAAGCCAACCUGGAGGCCCAGAACCCAUCAGCGUCUGGUUCUACAGCAUCUAACUCCACCUCGGCCUCUGGCACUCCUAACCCCCUGGCGUCUGCCAUCCCUCUGGCACAGCUAUUGGCCAAGCCCGGAGCUCUGAAUGCCCUCUCCUCUCUGACAGCGCUGGGUGGCCUCACUGACUUCCUGGGGGGCAGCAACCCCCCUGUGCAGACGACAGGCGUCCACCGCAGCAAGACGUACCAGCCGCGGGCACCACGUAGCCCCAGUGGUGGCGAUGGCAAGGUCAAGAGCGAGAGGAGCAAGUUCGCACCAUACUGAGACUAGAUGUAUUUCCUGCUAGGUGGGUUAUGUGACAGGUUGGGAAAGUGUUUGAAGGAAUUUAGGGCCAUAUUUUGAAACUCGGUUUUGAUGGUAGGAAAAAUGAGAUGAGGACAAUAGGUGAUAGUUUUAAUUACUUUCCAAUAGUCUGACCUUUAAAUCCUUUAACUUUUAUAUAAAGGUUGGUAAAGUGUUGUUUAAAAAAAAACUGUAGUGUCUCUAUUUUGAAGCUGCAGGUAACAAAGUUAUAGGCCUAGAGAGUCCUAGAGGGCCUAGAGAGGGGGUGACCUUAGAGGGUUUAGGGUAGAAAAAUUAAAAUAAGGAGAAAAAUAGAUUAUUUAAAAAAUGUUAAAGGUUGACUUUUUCUUAAACCUUGAUAUGUAAAUUGUGCAUCUAUAAACAAAGUUGAAGCUCUUUCUUGUUUUUGACAAUGAUUAAAUUUGACUGUGGAAUAUAAAACUAAUUGGGAAACCUUUUCUCAUGAGAAUGAAAUUCCAUUAGUAUUUUCUAAUUAUAUUAUUGAGUAUGAUUUAUAUGUUUUGAGAGUAAUGGUUAUGACUUUUGUGGUAGUUUGGAUUAGGCCUUUAACAAUUACCUUGAAAUAUUAAAAACCCUAAGAACUCAAAGAAGAGGCAAAGAAUCAGCCAAACUACCUUUAGGAAAGCUAUAUAAAGAUAAGAUAUAUUUAAAUAAUUUUUCUAAGAUAGUUUUAUUACUCUUAUUUUUCAAUGAGAUACCUUGGGAUCUUAUCAGUGUUGAGCUUCAACGUGGAGUUAAUAUUAUUUUGCAAUUUGUUACCUCUAUAAAAAAGUUAUUUAUUCAUUUCUUCUUUGAUUGAAAUUUAUAAAAAAAUAAGGAGUACUAAGGUUGAGUAUAACUUUAUGAUUUUCAAAACUAGGUUUAAAAAGUAACUUUAAAUUUAUUUUUAUCAUACUAUAACUAAGCUGAAGACUAGUCACAAAAUCAGCUACAUAGCAUAUCACCUAUCCUUACCCCUUAACCCUUAACAAAUUUGUAAUUGCAACCUGCUAACGUUCACAAGAUUAUUUUUAAUUUAUUAUUAUUUCAUAAGCUUCCUCUAACACAUGUUGAUCACUCAACGUCGUUUUUUGUCAACUUUUUUCAAAAGAAUUGUUUUCAAUUAAACUAUUCUUAAUGUAUUUACAAAAUAACAAUAUAAGAGAGUUCAAUUUGAUUCAGGUUUUGAACAUUGCUGUCCUCCCUAGCUGCAAGUUUUGUCAGUAUAAUGUUACAUUUUAAUUCUUAUUUUUGUCUUAUAAUGAUCGUCACUCAUAUUAUUUAUGUUUUAUCUAACUUUUGAAUUGUUUUUGCAUCAGGUUAUUUUCUAAGGUCAUACUUUAUUAUCUUUUUUGUACGUUGAUUUUCGAUUGUCCAAAAACUUAACCCUGUCAGUUUUAUCGUUACUGAGGCCACUUAAGUUUACUUCUACAUGUAUGUUUUCUAUUAACAUAGAUAUAUAAUUUUUUUAUUUAAUUUCAAACAAUAUUUCAGUUUUUAUAUUCAUUAUUUUACUACCUAUUGCUGCAGAAUGUUAUUUUAAUUCUUUCUAAGAUGUGUAGGUUAUGUUCUCUAGGCAUUUGACAUGUGUCGCGGUUUUGUGUUUUUGUGUUAGCAUAUACACAUAGGUUAGUGCCUAACCUUUCCAUUCCUGUAUUAUAUCAUGUGUUAUAAAUCCAUGUAAGUUUCAA